This is a messenger RNA of Aspergillus niger, 1374 nucleotides long. RefSeq lists its product as uncharacterized. The record is from RefSeq and is a predicted model, not a curated record. The transcript is spliced from 3 exons. Bases 1 to 1374 code for a protein of 457 amino acids. Gene Ontology annotation, biological process: DNA-templated transcription; regulation of transcription by RNA polymerase II; nucleotide-excision repair. Gene Ontology annotation, molecular function: zinc ion binding. Gene Ontology annotation, cellular component: transcription factor TFIIH core complex; transcription factor TFIIH holo complex. NCBI's taxonomy places the organism in Eukaryota, Fungi, Ascomycota, Eurotiomycetes, Eurotiales, Aspergillaceae.
AUGGUCGAUUCCGAUGAAGAGUACAUAGGAGAAAUCUCUGAGGAUGAGGAUGAAAACAAUCUUCUACCAGGGUCUCGCGGAGAGACUACGUCCGCAUCCCGCUCCAAGAGGAGAAAGCACCGUGGAGGCGCAGAAUGGGAGGUCUCGAGAACAUGGGAAACCUUAGUUGAAGGUGCCGACGGUACAAUCAGCUCUACAGUUGAAGGGCUUCUCGAGGCUGGGAAAAGGAAAAGGCUCCUCAGAGAUACGACUCCUUUACAACGGGGUAUAAUCCGUCAUCUCAUCUUGAUUAUAGAUCUGUCACAAUCUAUGACCGAGAAAGAUCUCCGACCGACACGUUACUUAUUGUCCUUACGGUAUGCACAAGAGUUCGUGAGGGAAUUUUUCGAGCAAAAUCCCAUCUCUCAACUCGGCGUUCUUGGCCUCAAAGAUGGACUGGCGGUCAGAGUCAGUGAUAUGAGUGGAAACCCUACUGAGCAUAUUAGUGCCAUCCAAUCACUGCGAGACCAGGAUCCGAAAGGUCUUCCUAGUCUGCAAAAUGGCUUCGAAAUGGCUCGUGGUGCCUUGUUCCAUACUCCAAGCCAUGGCACCCGUGAGAUCUUCGUCAUUUUUGGCUCCCUCCUUUCCUCUGAUCCCGGUGAUAUUCACCAAACAAUUACUACGCUUAUAAAUGAUAAAAUACGUGUUGGAAUCGUGGGCCUUGCUGCUCAAGUGGCAAUCUGUCGCGAAAUUUGUGGCAAGACUAACGGGGGCGACGAUACCACAUACGGUGUAGCACUCAAUGAACAACAUUUCCGUGACCUUGUGAUGAAUGUGACAACACCACCAGCCACAUACUCUCAGAAGCAGUCCACAAGCUCUCUCUUGAUGAUGGGUUUUCCAUCACGAACCGUUGAGGCUUACCCUUCACUUUGUGCAUGCCAUUCCAAGCCUUCUCGUGGGGGCUAUCUGUGCUCACGGUGCAACAGCAAGGUUUGUGGUCUCCCUGCCGAGUGUCCUUCCUGUGGUCUUACUUUGAUUCUUUCAACCCAUCUUGCUCGGUCGUAUCACCAUCUGUUUCCCCUUAUGAACUGGGUGGAAGUUUCGUGGCAACACGCUUCACGCAGUAGUGUCUGUUUCGCUUGUGGGAUAUCCUUUCCAUCAGUACCACCCAAGGAGCAGUGGCAUACUACAGAGGGACAAACAAAGGGAAUAAGCGUAAGCAGCCGCUAUGAAUGUACUGUUUGCAGAAACCAUUUUUGCAUUGACUGUGACCUUUUCGCUCAUGAGGUUGUGCACAACUGCCCUGGCUGCCAAAGCAAGAUGAUAGUUGCCACGAGUUCUGAGCCCUCUCAGGACCACGAAGCUCUAGACAGGAUGGAUACCUCUGCAUGA